GAGGAAGUGAGAUGGAGGAAGUGAGAUGGAGGAAGUCAGAUGGAGGAAGUGAGAUGCAGGAAGUCAGAUGGAGGAAGUGAGAUGCAGGAUGUCAGAUGCAGGAAGUGAGAUGGAGGAAGUGAGAUGGAGGAAGUCAGAUGGCUGUAGCUGAGGUGGAGUUCAGGCUCCAGCUCCACUGAAAUAUGUUCCAGUUCCUAAUGGUCAUUAAAAUGCUUGCUUAACAUAACACAGAGCUUUAAUAAACAUCAUUACAGCUCAGGUUUUAUUCAGUGGCAGUAUGUUUCCUGCAGUAAUUGCUUUAUAAUGCUGUGUAAUAAAAGCUCGAGAUUGGAUGCAUUUCUCUGUAAAUUGGCAGACAGAAUGUUUCUGUAGCUUCUGAAUUCAUUCUGCUGCUACCAUCAUGAGCUCCAUCAUCAAUAAAGAUUAGUGAGCCUGUUCCAGAAGCAGCCAUACAAGCCCAAGCCAUGACACUACCUCCACCAUGUUUCACCCAUGAGCUCGUAUGUUUUGGAUCAUGAGAAGAUCCUUUCUUUCUCCAUCACUUUGGUAGAGGUUCAUCUUGGUUCCAGAACUUUUGUGGUUCAUCUCUGGUUUCUUUGCAAAUUCCAGUCUGGUCUUCUGAUUCUAACUGCUGAUGAGAGGUUUGCAGCUUGUGGUAUGCUCUCAAAAGUUUUCUGUCAUCAGCUGCGGUUGUUUUCAUUGGCCAACCUGUUCCAUGUCUGGUUGUUAGUACACCAGCGGUUUCUUUCUUUUUCAGGACAUUACAAAUUGUUCUAAUACAUUAACGUUUCUAUAGUAACAGCUCAUUCACAGGAACUUGUAGGAUGGACGCUCCACAUAAACAGAUUAAAAAACGUGUGUGAUGGUUGAUAUGCUUUAAACCGUGUGUUCUCAUAAGCUGUAAUAUCGUAUGUUUAUUGUAAGCACCUGAUGACCAGGCUGUGGACGUGUCCUAGGCUGCCGUAUACGAAGACCAAAAGUCUACACUUGUAGCUGAGCUCUGAGAUGUUGAGAUGUUAUUCAGGAGCAGUUGGUACUUAAUAACCUUAAACAUGAAAGCUUCCGUGAGGCUGUAGUCAAAUGUGCAGCAUUUCUGUUAAUGCAUUAUUCUCUCUCUCUCACUCAUACACACACACACGCACACACUCAUACACACACACACAUUCAACAUCCUUUACCACUUAAGUAUUUCUACAGAUUGAUUAGAUAACUGUAUUUUUCAAAACUGAAUUACAAAUUCUGAAUCACAAAUUAUGAAUGCUUUUAAAAUGUAAUGAAUUCCAGUAAAUUGCAGGUUUAAUUGUAAAAUGUUGGUGUGAGUCGAUUUCUCUCUCCUGCUUUAUUCUCCACCUGUGCAGUGCUGAUGGUGGUGUUGUGUCUCCUCAGCCAUGCAGUCCUGCAGCAUUCAUCACUGUGUCCUGUUCUUCCUCACCCUCACAUUCACCACUGCUCCUGUAUCAGCUGCUGUCUGUUCUACAACAGUGAAGCUUCAUCAGUCUGUGACUCUCUCAUGUGAAUAUAAAUGUUCUGGUUCAGUCAAAUGGACCUUAUUUAAUAAUCGAGAUGUUGUCUUCGCUCGGUGUAAUAAGACAUCAUGCAGCUCAGUGAAGGAGGGAUAUGAAAUGUCUCAUGCUCAGUACCUGAAGGGAGAUCUCUCUCUCACCAUCACUGCAGCUGAUUACAGUAAGAGGAACACGUACGCGUGUGAGUGUGGAAUCUCGGAAAUCUCUACUGUGCGCCUCAGCAUUGAGACUGUGUUCUCAGCAGUUCAGAUGAAGUCUGGUAAAGAUCUGAUCCUGGAUUUGAGCAUACCAGAGCCAGUGGAGGUGAUUUAUAAAAGCAGAGAUUCAGCUGAUGGGGAACAGAUCUGCACUGUGACUCAACGCUCACUACAGUGUAAAGCUGAAUACACACACAGAACAUCACUCAGUCACCCCAAUAUUACACUGAGAGACGUGCAGCCGAGUGAUAGUGGAAGUUACACCAUCCGGGACACGGAGAAUAACGAAGACAUUCAGAUAUACGCCCUAUCUGUGGAAGAUGAGCAGAGUGGUAUUCCUGUGUGGGGGAUUAUAGUGAUAGUGCUGAUUCUGCUGGCAGGGCUCACUGGAGUGUUAAUAUACCUAAAGAUUGCACCCCAUCAGGAGUUCAUAAAGUUGAGCAGACAACUGCAAAGUGUGGACAAGCUUGUAAAGCAGGCUCAACCCAGUCAGGAACAGGGCAAUAAAAGCUUCAACAUGACAGGAGCAGCUCUGAAGAAGGCGGAGAAGGAGAUCGAUAAACUGGAGCAGCAGUACAGCGAGAACAGUAAAUAUUCAGAACAGGUCUGGUUGUUCUGCAAGGCAAAGAGGUCAGAGCUGAACAAGUACAGGCUACAGUACAGCUGUGAAGAAGGAGGACUUCUGCUGACUGAGAGAGAAGGGAUAAUGAGGAUGACGGAGGAGGUGAUGAACAGUUUACAGCAGCUCAGAGGUGGAGCAGGGCAAGAGCAGGUAACAAGCUCCAAAAGCACCACAAUGAUGGAUGAGAUGGAGAACCAGGUGGAGAAACAUCUGGAGGAGAUCGAAAAGUGGUGUGGCGAGAGGAGGGUGGAGCUAAAAGACCUCAUACAGCAGCACCGAGCUGGAGCUGUGUGAGACCAACAUUCCAGUGACACCCCCCCCCCCCCCCCCCCCGACACACACACACGCACACACAUGCACACGCGCACACAAGCAAAUCGACUGGUGGAAAUGAAAUUUUAAAUGGAUGUGAGUUUACACAUUAAAAAGAAAGAAUGGUUUUAAUGCACAUGUGAGCAGGGUUCAUUUUAACAGCUGAAUUAUAUUUAGUUUCAGUCUUUUGAUAAAAAUAGUUAAUAAUAUUAGUCACAAGGCUUUUUAUUAGUAUUAACUUUAUAAUUCAAACAAAACACUACCACAGUUUUAGGCAGUGAAACCUGAACAGUGUUGGUCACUGAACAGCUACGAUGAAAAUUAAUGUUAAUGGUAAAUAUGCUGCUUUGUUUUGUUCUCCUGUACCGGUUCGCACUCAGACACGUUUAAACACUUUGAACAGCAGAUCAACAGAGAAAAUGUCGACCAUGUGGACAUUAGAUAAUGAUUUGUAAAAUGUUGCAAAUGUAUUGUUAUGAUUUUUAACAGUUCACUGUAAAUUACUGCAGAAUCACCUAAAAUCCAUCAUUCAGCUGAGUUUACCAUACAGCCCUCAUACAGCUGGUGAUAUUAUUACACACUCCUGUACUCUUCUUACACUUCAAAUGCUGGAAAUGCUCCUUUUCCUGUCUUUUUAGGCUAAAGGAUCUAAGUUCUGACUACAACUACACACACGUCAGGAUUACUGUAGUUUGAUAUACUGUUAGUGUUCAUAUUAUAUAUAAAACUCCUAUCAGUAUCUAUAUUUUCAUAAGUACAUCACUCUGAUCUGAAGUGCUGGCUACACACACACAUACACACUACAGCGACGGUAAAGUGAGCAUUUCCUCUCCCCUAAUCGCCUUAAUCCAUUUUUUCUGUUUAUGGUCAUCUUUCAGAAAGUUGCAGAAACUUGAAUCUGUUUUUUUUUUUCUUGCUAUUGUGCAGCCAUAUUCAGUUAUUUCCAUUAGAUUACAUUUUUAUGUCAUGCUUUACAUUUUUGUUUACUGUACUGUUUAGUGUGUUUUGUGAUUUAGAAAGAUGUACUUUUACUAAACUGUUGUUUGGUGUGUUUUGCUUGUGGUAGUUUGUAUAUAAAAUGUUCCAAAUAAAUAAAUUUGAUUUGAC
This is a messenger RNA of Pangasianodon hypophthalmus (striped catfish), 3761 nucleotides long. RefSeq lists its product as uncharacterized. The record is from RefSeq and is a predicted model, not a curated record. Bases 1389 to 2636 code for a protein of 415 amino acids. The transcript is spliced from 6 exons. NCBI's taxonomy places the organism in Eukaryota, Metazoa, Chordata, Actinopteri, Siluriformes, Pangasiidae.